Messenger RNA from Cyprinus carpio (common carp), 8380 nucleotides. Its product is annotated as voltage-dependent calcium channel subunit alpha-2/delta-2-like. The coding region runs from base 252 to 3539 and encodes 1095 amino acids. Gene Ontology annotation, cellular component: voltage-gated calcium channel complex. Gene Ontology annotation, molecular function: voltage-gated calcium channel activity. The transcript is spliced from 38 exons. Lineage: Eukaryota; Metazoa; Chordata; Actinopteri; Cypriniformes; Cyprinidae. The record is from RefSeq and is a predicted model, not a curated record.
AGCAAAUAAGGCUCAGCAGCGGCAGCACAGCAGCGCCAGUGGCGGCAGCAGCGUCUACACAUCUGCGCGUCUCCGAACUGCCUUGUGUCGGGUCAAUCAAUCCCUCAGCCCCGUUACCGAUUGAGAUUUAACAGCGGCUUUGGAUCUUAACGAGCCUUCUCCAUCCUCGUCCACAGCUCGGCGUCAGCCCCCGUUCGCUUGUCUACCGGUUCCCUUUAUAUCUAGCCAGUUUCUUGAAUUUUUAAUGGAAAAUGGCGAUGUUUGCUCAAUCCCCCGGUCUGAUGUGCCUCCUCUCCGUUCAAACUGUGCUGCUCCUCAGCCUCUCUUCACCGGGAACGGCGACGCUCCUCUUUCCUCAGCACUACACGAUGAUGCACUGGGCAGGUCGGAUUGAGAAGGAACUGGAGAAGGUGCUGCAGCUCGUCACCGGAGUUCAGCAAAUGAAAGGAAUUUAUAUUGACAAGAGAAAUCAUUUUGGUGUGGAGCGAAAUACACCAAAGCAGCUGGUGGAGAAGGUGUCAGGAGACAUCGCCAAACUGCUCAACAGGAAACGCAAAGCUCUGGAGAGAUUGGCUAGAGAAGCUGAAGACAUCCAACGAGAGCAUUCAUGGCAAGAUGCAAUCAAAGAAAAUGACAUCCAGUACUACGACUCCAAAGCCGACUCGGAUGCUCCGGAUGAUGAUGAUGGAGAAAACCUCUUGGAAAACCCGAACUCUCUUUCAUUGGAGUUUGUGGAUGAUCCCAACUUCAAGAACAAAGUCAACUACUCAUAUACAGCCGUACAGAUUCCUACUGACAUCUACAAAGGCUCUCCCACGAUCCUGAACGAGCUGAACUGGACUCAGUCUCUGGAGAGGGUCUUCAUUGAAAACAGUCGUGAGGAUCCUUCUCUGCGCUGGCAGGUGUUCGGCAGUGCCACUGGAGUCACCAGAUACUACCCAGCCACAAAGUGGAGAGCGCCCAACAAGAUUGACCUGUAUGAUGUGAGGAGACGCCCGUGGUACAUUCAAGGAGCUUCUUCUCCCAAGGACAUGGUCAUCAUAGUGGACGUGAGCGGUAGUGUCAGUGGACUGACCCUGAAGCUGAUGAAAACCUCUGUCAUCGAGAUGCUGGACACACUUUCUGAUGAUGACUAUGUAAAUGUGGCUCGGUUCAAUGAGAAAGCUUACGCCGUGGUGCCGUGCUUCACAACGCUGGUCCAGGCCAACAUAAAAAACAAGAAGAUCUUCAAAGAGGCUGUGAUGAACAUGCAAGCGAAGGGGACGACAGACUACAAGACCGGCUUUCAGUUUGCCUUCGACCAGCUGUUAAACGAGACCAGCGCUCCCAGAGCAAACUGCAAUAAGAUGAUAAUGAUGUUCACAGACGGUGGCGAGGAUCGCGCUCAAGACAUCUUUGAGAAAUAUAACUGGCCAAACAAAACAGUGAGAGUUUUCACGUUCUCAGUGGGGCAGCACAACUAUGACGUCACUCCUCUGCAGUGGAUCGCCUGUGCCAACAAGGGUUACUACUUUGAGAUCCCUUCCAUCGGAGCCAUAAGGAUCAACACACAGGAGUAUUUGGAUGUUCUUGGACGGCCAAUGGUGCUGGCCGGUGAACGGGCUAAACAAGUGCAGUGGACCAAUGUUUACCAGGAUGCUCUGGGUUUGGGUCUCGUCAUUACUGGCACAAUGCCAGUCUUCAAUCUCACCACUGACGGAGACUCCAAAAAUCAGUUGAUUCUUGGUGUCAUGGGUGUAGACAUCGCCCUCAAUGAAAUUAAAGAACUCACACCAAGAUAUAAGCUUGGAGCCAAUGGUUACACGUUUGCCAUAGAUCCCAAUGGCUAUGUGCUGCUGCACCCCAACCUACAGCCUAAGAUCAUUAACUUCAGAGAGCCGGUCACAUUGGACUUCUUGGAUGCUGAACUUCCAGAUCGCAGCAAGGAGGAGAUCCGCCGUCAAAUGAUUGAUGGCAAAGCAGGACAGAGGAGAAUCAGGACACUGGUGAAGUCUGUGGAUGAGCGUUACAUUGAUGAGGUCCAGAGGACGUAUAUAUGGAGUCCAGUAGAGGGCACAGAUUACAGUCUCGGUUUAGUUCUGCCGUCCUACAGCGAAAACCACAUCAAGGCCAACCUGAGUGACCAGAUCCUCCAGGUCCAGUAUUUUGAGUCUCUCCUGCCAAACACUUUUGAGUCAGAGGGACAUGUGUUCAUUGCCCCCAGGGAAUACUGCAAAGACCUGGAGCUGUCUAACAACAACACAGAGUUCCUGCUCAACUUCAUCGCUCUGAUGGAGAAGGUCACGCCGGACUCCAAACAAUGUGAUAAUUUCUUGCUGCAUAACCUGAUCUUGGACACGGGCAUCAUUAAAGAGCUGGUAGAUAAAGUCUGGAAGAACAAAGACCUCAACACGUAUGGCUUUAUGGCGGUCUUUGCAGCCACAGAUGGAGGCGUCACUCGAGUUUUCCCUAAUAAGGCCUCUGAGACCUGGGAGGAAGAUCCAGAGCCAUUUUUUGCUAGUUAUUACCGUCGCAGUCUGGACAACAAGGGCUACAUGUUCAGAGCCCCCUACCGCACCGGUGAGAGAGAAACACACAGCACAAAUAACAACACCAUCAUCAUUCUUAUCACCACAGCAGACGAGACCAACCAUGGGAGCAGAAACCUGAAACCUGCAGUUCUGGGUGUGAAGCUUGAUCUUGAGGCACUGGCGAGCAACCACACCAACAGCAACCGACAGAGCUCUCAAACAUGUGGACCCACCAGUGGCUGUGAAAUGGACUGUGAAGCCAACAGUGAUGACUUGCUUUGCUAUCUGAUAGAUGACGGUGGCUUCCUUGUCAUGUCCAAUCAGAAAGACUACUUGAAUAAGAUCGGGAUGUUCUUCGGCGAGGUGGAUGCCACCCUCUUUUACGCCCUCUAUAACAACUCCUUCUACAAACGCAAGCAGUCUUACGACUAUCAGUCAGUGUGUGACCCGGUGCCCAGCAGCAACACAGGGGCCGCUCCGCGAGGAGUGUUUGUGCCUACUAUCGCUGAUGUGUUAAAUGUUGCCUGGUGGACGUCAGCAGCUGCCUGGUCACUGCUGCAGCAGAUGCUCUAUGGGUUUGCCUAUCAGAGCUGGUUCAUGACAGUUGAGGUGGAUGCUGAAGGCCUGGAGUCUAGAGAGACCAGCUGUGUGACGGUACAGACACAGUUUUACUUCAGUAACAUCAGCAGCUCCUACAACAUACUGCAGGACUGUGACAACUGCUCCAGGUUAAUUCAUGCUAAGAGAAUAAACAACACCAACCUGCUGUUUGUGGUGGCUGAAAAACUGUCCUGCGACUCGUGUGAAAUAGAGAAACUGUCUCAGGUGGAGACGGAAUAUAAAGAAACGAAUACAUGCGAGACAAUAGCCACAGCUCGGUAUAGAAAAGGAACCACGACCUGUUUUGACUACAGUGUUUUAGAGAACACAUCAGACUGUGGGCGGGGCCACUCGUUCCGCCCCUCCCUCCUCACUUUACUCCUCCUCCAGCUCCUCCUCCUGUGUGUUCUGGCCCGCCCCUCUGUUUAACUCCAUCCUCCUGUCCUGCUCUCCCUCCUUCUUGUCUCCUUAAUUUCUCCUUUAUCUCCCGUUGCUCUAGUCAUAGGUAAUAUAAAGGGACUUCCUCCUGCCCUUAUACGGAAGCCCAGUCGUACUGCUUCAUCCACUUAGCUUCACAGGUUGUUGCUUAGUGACCGUUGCAGAACUUUGUCGUCUCCUGCCAAUCAAGAGCAUUUGUGGGAGGAGCUUAAAGUGUCUUUACGAAAACAGGAAGCUAGCGAUGUGAACACCGAUGGCCAUCUUGGACCAACAAAGAAAUGGUGGAAAAUGACACGGACUGUUCCCUCCUGCCCUUGUGGCCAAAAGGGGUCAGUUUCGUUUGACUCCACCUCUAAAGGGGAAAGGUCAUCCUCAUCAUCCUCAUCUUCAUCCUGUAACCCGUGUCGCGAGGCUACAGGACAUUCUGACACCGUCUAGCUUCCGGUAAUAAGAAAAUAACCGAAUAAGAGCAGAACUUUAAGCGAUUCUCAAACAAAUAUCAAUAACAACAUGUGAGUAUUAAAAACAUACCUCCAUAUAUUAGGGUAUUUAACGAGGAAGAAAAGACGAUAGAUUAUAUUUAUUCAGUUAUCUUUUGUUUAUUUAUGCACUAUAUCUACUUCUUGCCAAAAUGAGACUUGUUGUGUGGUCUAAUUUUUCUAGCCAAAUUAGGAGGUAAGAAAACCACCGAAAAAGAAAGUAGAGAAAUUAAAGCGGUAUCACACCAUUCCUUCAUCAGUCACAAGGGCUUCAUAUAUGUAUUAUUUCUAUUUAUAUCACAACCCUGAUCCGAUUAGGUUAGGCUUCUUAUUUGUGUUCAUUAUUUUUUAUCACAAGGUAAACUAUAUUAAUGCCUCAGUAAUAUAAUAUUUGCAGCUAAUAUGUAAUAGCAUGUGUGCAUUUUUAAAGGACUAGUUCACCUAAAAAUGACACUUUUGUGUAAUUUAUCAUUCAUUUAUUUAUUCCAAACCCAUAUGCUGUUAGUUUUUCACCAAAUUAUAAUUUUUUAAGAAUCAGGAUAGAAUGGUGAUUUCUAGCUCAAAAAAACAAAACAAAAAAGUUCCAUAAAAGUCCCACAAAAGCAGUUUGUAUUAGGUUUUAGGUUUUUUUAUGAUAGUUUAGUGUAAUAAACACACCAAAAUCUAUUGUAUGGCCACGGAAGACUUGGAAUAUCACAUUUAAAUCAUAUUUUUUGGCACAUGAGGGGUCAAUGUGAACUGUUAUUGAAUGGAACAUAUUUAGGUGAACUGUUCCUUUAAAUAAAAUGAGAUGUGAUAGUGAAGAGAUAUAUGAUGGAUUGAAAUGCAGUUUGAGUUUUUAGCGUUGAUAUCUGUUUGCAGUCUCUGUAAUUCUGUGCUGUACAGUUUUUCACGAUCUCAGAAUGUCAAUCACAUAUUGCAUCUGAUCACAUCACAACACAUGCUGUUCGUUUGUGCCAUUAUUUGCACUGAUGGACUUGUCUGUGAAUAGUAAUAGUAACCAUGAUCCUAGUCAAUAUGAUCAUUCAUGUAGAAGAGAAAUGUUUUAUUUUUCAUAUAUACAUAAGGGCCAAAACAUCUCUACUGUAGAUAUGUAGGCUGGAUAAAAUGUUCAGUAAUGCGUUUGAGUAUGUUUCAGGCCUCGUUAUCUGUCAUGACAUUAUAUCUUAUGUUGAAAUGUUAAUAAUGCGAUGAAACUUAAGCAAAAACCCUUGUUUUGGGCCCUGCAUCAACCUUCUUUUAGCUGUGCCUUGAUGCACUUUUAUAUUGGACAGCUUCACUGUCAGUCAGUUUAGUGCAGUACAAGUCUUUCAUGGGCAUAGAAUACUAUCACACUGCAUACUAUAUUCUUCAUACUAUUUAAAAAAAAAAAAAUAAUACUCAUUAAUGUUCAUUAAUGAACAUUUUUAUGCUUUGUUCUGGUCACAUCAAUACAAUAUUUACCAUGUUUAGCCUCGGGCCAAUUCAGAAAAAUGGUUAUUUUACCAGAGUUUGUUCAAACAUGUCUGGUUAAAUAAUCAAGUCAAGAGUGGAAUAGUUGAGAUAAUCACAGCUGAUAUUGCUCCCGGUCAUUCAUCACAUUGGAAAUGGUAGGGCAAGUUGAGUGCAUUGCAUUAUGGGAUACUGUAUUCAGUAUUGCAUGUAUUGUAAUGCAUAUUAUGACAAAUGUAGUUGCUCAUCAAGUAUUCUAUACAUCUGGAAAACCUGCAUACUAUGUGCAAUGAGCUUACAGUAUGGUCAGUAUGCUAGUAUUCUAUACCUGACUGAUAUAAGGGAAUGCAAUUUAUUUUUUAAAUUUAGAGUAUUAUUGAGCCGCAGUAUUUGCCAUAACCUUCAGCUUCAUUCCUGCAAUGUACACAAACUUGACAAGCACCUUAUGCAUUUACUUUGUCAGCAAACGGAGCUAAAUCUGAACCUCUCUGACUGAUUCUCAGUUGCACAUUUGCAUUUUAGUCACCGUCACAUUCAAUGCUCCUUUAAAGCUCCCUGGCAAGACUUUUUAAAAAAAACGCCCCAUGGUUUUUAGGAUUGUCUUUGUAAGAGUUUCUCACACAUUCACUCCUAGUUGCUACUGAGUUUUGGUAAAGUAGGUGUUGGGUUUGAACUGACUGCUCUACAUAACCUCAGUCCAUCUCUGGCUUCGCAACGGAGGCGGUUCCUUACAUACAUAUGGGAAUGGCUUUACUGCUGUAGUUUAUUUGUCCGGUAAAUAGAGUAAGAGUUUUGCUGAUGGUUGAGGAAGUGAAUCUGUGCUUGCCGUUAUGUGAAAUAACUGUGAAAAUAGAUGAGAAGUAUUGUCAGUUGUUGGUGUUGAAGGAAUGAUCUGUGUCAAACGAAUGUUACAUAUCUGUCUGUCUCGAGGCAAAAUCUGUUAAAGCCUGUUUUAGUCGCCUGUGCAAUUUUAAAAGACAGCACUUAACAUGUUAAACAUUCCCUCUAUCUGUCUGUUUAAAGAGUUAAUUCACCCGAAAUGUAUCAUUUAUUCACCCUCAUGUCGAUCCAAAGCUGUGUGACAUUCAUUCAUCUGUAGAAAACAAAUGUAUGGAAAGCACAUCUCCAUUUAUUUUAUGAAUGAAAGAAACUCAUAUGACAUAAGGGUGAGUAAAUGAGAAUUCAGCUUGGGUGAACUAUUAUUUAUUUUCUGUCAGGAUGUCAUGUAUUUUAUACACACCUUAUCUGAGAGGUGAAAAUGCAUGUGUGAUGCUAGUGGACACGAAUCUUGCGCCACUCGGUUUGUUUGUCAUCCACCUUCAGAACGAAUUGGUUAUAGAGAAAAUUAAAAUAUAUAUGUUAAGUUUCAUUCAGUGGACUGUACAUAUCACUAAUAUCUGAACUUGAAUGCAAUCCUCAUCCUGACACUAUCGCAUAUGACUCCUGUUUAUAACCCAGAAUCUAUCUACAGUAUGAAUAUAUAUUCUAGACCCCACUGAGACAUAGAAAUGGAAAAACACAAUUUCUGAAAUACAAGUGCAAGGUCAUAUGUGGUAGGACAAUAAAAAAAAAAAGGUUUAAAAAGACUGUUUAAGCUUCAGUAUGAUGUGCGAAGUUUAAGGGGAAAGUUCACCCAAAAACAAAAGUAUUAAAAAAAAAAAAAUCAUAAUUUACUCACCCUCAAGUUUUUCCAAACCCAGCAAAAUAUAAGUGUUUUCAUAUUAACCAUAAAAAAAUAUAGCAACCAGGGGCUUUCAAGCUCUUAAAAAGACAUAAAUGCUUAAUAAAAAUAUCACAAAGCUUGUCCAUAUGUCUUGUGAACUAUAUUAUAAAUCACUGAGAAGAAUUUAUGUUAUUCGUUAAAAAAUGGUUCGUAAUGACAUGAGAGUGAGUAAAUGAUGACAUAAUCUUAAUUUCUGGAUGAACUAUCCCUCUAAAUCACAACUUCAAUGUUGAAACAUGUUAAAUGGCUAAUGUGUACCUCUUUCUUUGCCUGAUUAUGGAAACAAUCUGCAAUUUUAUUUCAUGUCAGGGCAAAGAGCACUCUGAAAAGUAGAAAUAUGCCUUGUUGUUUAUUCUGGUGAGUUGUUUUAAAACUUUGCCACACUUUUUUUUUAAUCCUUGUAUUUUAUUUUUGGGGGGAAAGUGUGUAAUUGUCUUAAAACUGGAACACUGUCGAUGUACAGGGGCACUGAACUGCCCUAAUUAGGGAAACACAUUUUGGCAAGACACUGCGAUUAAAUGAUCAUGAAUGUGUCGGUCUUGUGUCACAAUUCCAAGUACACUGUGGAACAAAAGUCCUUGUUUUUAAGUGGUCUGAAAGAUUUGCUUUUGCCAAAAAAAAGAGAAAAAAAAUAGUAUUCAAAAAGAAAAGCUAAAAAGAGGAAGCAGCUUGCGCAAGGGGAGGGGCCUGAUGUAUAACCCGCCCACUGGGAGGAGUCAUUAGCUCAGACCCUCCCCCUAGCCCCUCCCCCUCCAAAGCAACAUCAUUGUAGGCGCGUUUCCAUCAGCGAGACGUGUGUAUGUGAUUACGUAGUCUUUAGUCUGGUGCUCCGUGACAAAUGUGUACAAAAAAAUAUAUAUAAAAAAAAAUACAAAGGAGAAACUGAAUUUAACAUGAGUGAGGUUUUAAAAUGUAUUAACAAUUAAAAAAAAAUAGAAACAGUACUGCUGAUAAUACUCAUGAGUUGAGGUCUGAAAUCAUGGUGAGCGUUUUUCUUUCGUUCGUUUAUUGGAUUGUGUGUUGGGGGCUCAGUGUCUCGUCUCUGGGUCCAUGUUGCUCCAUUUUUUUUUUUGUACAGACAACAAAAAAAGACAAGGAAAAAUUUGUAAAAUAUUGUGUCUGUGACUCCUUGUAAAAUAUUUUCAAAUUGUUUAUUACAGAGAAUCAGUUAUUAAAUAAUGUUCAUAUUUUUCACUUCA